Eufriesea mexicana is the source of this 3532-nucleotide messenger RNA. It is a transcript of the gene Bsg25D, whose product is annotated as blastoderm-specific gene 25D. Gene Ontology annotation, molecular function: calcium ion binding. The transcript has 14 exons. Gene Ontology annotation, cellular component: centrosome. Lineage: Eukaryota; Metazoa; Arthropoda; Insecta; Hymenoptera; Apidae. The coding region runs from base 100 to 3504 and encodes 1134 amino acids. The record is from RefSeq and is a predicted model, not a curated record. Gene Ontology annotation, biological process: microtubule anchoring at centrosome.
UAGAUAGUAGAAAUGCGUGUGCGUGAUUUGUGAAACGAACUUUAUAAUUUAAUGAUCUAUUAUACUUUAUGACAUAUCAAAAAACAAUGAAAGGAUGCCAUGGAUGAACACAACAAUGAUCCUUAUGAACAACAGCUUUAUGCUGUAUUUCAAAGUUGUUUAAGAAAAGGAGAAACUGAGUUACAAGAAGAUAACUGGCUCAGUUUAUGUCAUAAAUUACAUUUGACUGAACAGAGUGAAGAAUUAAAGUCAUGCAUCCAGCAACAUAAACAAGAAAAGCAAUCUAUAUCAUUCCAAGAGUUUAGAGCUGCCUUAUUAACAUUAUUAGGGAAAACACAAAACUCAAUUACACAGACAGACAAAGAUUGUAUAACAGAAUCACAAAAUGACAUAAAUUCACAUAUUAUAGAUAAUAAAAGAUGCAAUUCUUUACCACCUAAUAAUUCUAGCUCUAAUGUAGAUUUUUUAAAUGGAAAAACAGAUGCAGCAGUAGAUGAAAAUAGACUAAAAUGUUUAUGGGAAAAGAUAAACACCUGUUUAAAAGAAAAUGUGGACUCGGCAACAAUGUUUUUUAUAUCUAAUUGUCUAGGAAUCCCAGCUCUUCCAAAACAAAUUUCACAGUGCAUCUUUGAAAAACUUGAUCAGAAUUGUGAUGGAUUAAUUAGUUUAGAUGAAUUUCUUAUUAUAUUUGAAAAUAAGGCAAUGGAAAAUCAAGUAGCACUAGAUAAGAAUAAUGAACCUGCAAACGAGUUAACUAAAUUAGAUUUUAGGAAACGGAACUUUGAUAUACAUACUCCUCGUAAAACUAGUUUUACAAGAAAUAAUACUUUUCUGGAUACAUGGAAAUUUUCUAAUAUUACAAAUACAUCUUUAUUAAUGGAUGGAGGUCUUAAAACAUCUGAAAUUUCUUUAACUGAUUUAACAACUACUUUAUGUGAUGAGUUGAAAAAUUUUAAUGAUUCAUUAGAUCACUCUGCAGUUCGAUCUCAUAUAAUGUUAUUAAGAGAUGUUCUUAUAUUAUAUCAAAAAGAAUUACAUAGCUUAAACCUUAUGAUAGAAAAUAUAAAUGGUGAAAAAGAGAAACUGCGUACUGAUAUUAUAGAAGCUAAUGAACGUGUGAACACUCUUGUUCAAGAGAUUGAUGAGCAACAUAUUCGACAAGAAGAAAUUGUUCAAAAUUUACGAAAACAAAUUGAACAACGUCAUACUGAAAUUGUACAAGAUCUUUCAAAUCAACUUAGUUCUGAACGAGAAAUGAGUGCCAGUGUCGUGAAAUCAAAGGAUGAUCAAAUACAAGUAUUGCAGAAAGAAAAUCAUGAGAUUAGAAAUAAGUUUGUAAGCACAUUACAAGAGAAUCAAGUUUUAGAAACUGAAAAUGAGAAUCUUCAUAGUCAAAUUGAGAAACUUAAACAGUCAAACAAUGAGUUAUUCGCUCAGAUAAAAGUGUUAGCAGCAGAGCAUGAUGAGUCGGAAAAUAUAGAGGCGAAACAUCAACAAGAAGUUAUAUACUUGGUAGAUCGUAUCAAGCAGUUACAAUCAGAAGCGGUACUUUUACGAGAUCAAAAUGACGAACUUACCGCAGAAUUAGAAAGUUUUAAAUUACGUGAUCGCCAUAAUAAAGAUAUAAGUUAUUGCAGACAGAAUAAUCUUCCUGGCACUCACAUAAUAAGGAAUACACUGCCAAAUGAAAUUGAAAACAAAGAGACAUUUGCAGUUGAAGAAGAUGAUUUAGAUGUUGUUUUAAAACAUUCCACAUUUCUGUCUUGUAAUUCCAACGAAGAAGAUAAUAUUCAAAAUUAUAAAAAGAUAGAUUUAAAACAGUUUAAAGAUGUAGUUGUAAAACAGUUAAAAAAUAUUUUAAUAAAUAAUAACAAGUGUACCAUAGAAAACUGUGCAUUUAAAGAUGAAAUAUCAGGAAUGAUUAUGAGAUUACAAUCCAAUUUAAAUACACAAAUUUUCAAAGAGACUGAAUUUGUCAAAAGUAUUGCAUCUGAAAUAGAAACAGAAUGUGAGGAACGAACAAGUGAAUCUUUAAGAGAUUUUGUUGUCCCCAAACAUAAGAAUUCUGUUUCCAUUAAACGAACAGUACCAUCGAAUAGUAAUGAUGAUAAUUGUGAUGUUGAUAACUUUAGUCAAGAUACGAAAAAUUCAACACAAAAUAAAGUUUCAAGUCUUAGAGAUUAUCCUCCUCGUAAAGAAGAGCAUUUGAAUGUAGAUUCCAAGUCAAGUAAGGAAAAGGAUGCUUUAGUCAUUCAGUCCUUAAAGAUUACUCCUGAAAUUGGUACAAGAUGUAACUCGAGUUUAAUAAAAAGUGAAUCAUCAGAGGACGUUUUUCUAAAUUUAAAACUGAAAGAACUUGAAGCAACUCAUGCUGCUGAAAAAAAACAAUUGAUUGAACAAUGUGCAGAGUUAGAAAGAAGUCUUGAUAUGUUAAAGAUAGAAUAUGAAGAGUGUGAAGAUUAUUGGACUGCUAAAUUAGAAGAAGAAAGACAACUUUUUGAACAGGAACAAAAAAUUAGUGAUGAGAAAUUUUCAGAACUUAUAGCUAAAAUGGCAGAGUAUGAAGAAUUAAUUAGUCCAAUAGACAAAGUAAAAAAUGGUGGACGUUUAUCUCCAAUUGAAGAGAAGUUUAAUUUAGAACAACAAUAUUUAGAUCUGGAAGAAGAAUUUGAAAAAUGGAAAGUGCAAAUGGAAGAAGAAUUGUCCCAAAAAGAUAAAGAAAUUCAAGAUUUUCAUGAGAAAAUAAAAUCUUUAGAACGACCAAUUAUGACUGAUAUGUCCAUACAAGUUACAGAUGAUUUUAUUUUUCCACCUUUAUUAACACGAUCCAAUUACGUUUCUAAUGAUUUAUUCAAUGUUCAAACAUCCAGUGAUUCGGUUUCAAAGUUAGCUCAAUGCAACGAUAAUAUUCGUAAUUUGUCUGAAGAAUUUAAAUUUAAUAGAAUUCUGGAAUCUUCAAUCAUAUCAAAUGACUUUAUUUCACCAUUAACGAAAGAUGAUAUAGAUAGUAGUAAUUGUGACCAAUAUUCUAUGAAAAAAGAAAGUAUUCACAGUGCAGAAUAUGAUUAUGUACAGAACACAUUAAAAUUACAACAUUUAAAAGCUCCAACCUGUCAAUGCAUGCGAAACGAUUCACAAGUAGGUUGCAUAAAUAUUAAUAUAUUGCAGAAUUUAAGCACGAAACUUCAGAUACAAGAGCGUAAAAAGCAUCAAUUACAAGAAUGGUUCAAACAACAACAAUAUCAUACUGAGCAUGUAUUACAACAUAUUAUGUCACAGCAUCAAGUAGAGAUAUCAGAAUUACAAUGUCUCCUUCGUAGUACUCAAGAAAAACUCCAAAUAGAAUUUCAAACAAAUGCAGAACAGGCUGAACAAUUGGCACGAACUGAUAUAUUAGUAAAAGAUUUGUACAUAGAAAAUGCCUGUUUAAUAGCUAAUUUAAAACGUUUACGACAGCACUAUAAUAUGUUAACAGGAUUGAAUGCUGAAUCAACUUCAAUAUGAUAUUACAAUCAAUUAUUAAUAGUAUAUA